UCGGGAGGAGAUCUCGUACAUGAUCGAGGAUCUGGACGCGAUCGAGCCGGCCCCUCUGGAGUCCCAGAGAACGCCUACCCAGAGGACCUGCAGCUGCGACGUGGCCGAGGCACCCCGGCCGCCGGAAAGGGAGCGCGGCGACCUGCGCAAGUACCGCAGCACCGACACCAGAUGGGCGGACAGCAGCUUCCUGUCGCCGGACGACGCGAUCUGGGACCUGAAGAAGCGCGUCACCGAGGGCAACGAGUUCCGCUGGGAGCUGCACACCUCGAGCACCGACCUGGACCUCGCGAAGAAGACGAAAUGCAGCUACCACAGCCUCACGCCGGAGGAGAAGAAGCCGCACGAGGUCCAGCGCGGCGACCUCAGGAAACACCACAGCGCGGAGACCGACAAGUGGUCCGUCAAGCCGGACUACCUGCAGACGCCGAUGCACGACCUCAGGAAGCACAGCAGCGACGACACCAGGAUGGCCCGAGAGGCGAGGUUCCUCCAGGUACCGGAAGUCCUGCCGAACCCGAAGCCGAGGUGCACUUGUCCGAAAUCGAAGACCCUGUCUCCAUCGCCGCCGCCUACCAUAGUAGAGCCUGUGGAGAAGAAGCCCGAGCCGAAGCAACAGGAACAGCAGCAGCAGCAGCAACAACAACAUCAACAACAACAACAAUUGCAACAACAGCAACCACAGCAACAACAGCCUCCCGCCAUCAUCGAGCCCAAGAGGGAGCCCCUACCACCACCGGAGAGGAAGCUGUACUACUCCGCGUCGCUGAACGUCGAAGGACCAUCGGAGCAAGCUGCGCCGCCAGCUGCAGAGAAGCCAGAGCUGAAGAGGCACGUCAGCGAGGACACCAGGCUGCCGCGUGAGCGGCCCAGGGACAGGCCGAAGCUGGAACGGAUGCACGCGCGAGUGGAGAGCCAGGCGUCGAAGAAAUGGGGAGCCAAGGAGAAAGUAGCCAGCCCGGAGGAAGGCAAGAAGCCGAGACCGAAGUGGGCGCUGAAGCCGCACUUCUCGCUGCCGGUGGAAGAGAAGAAGCCUCGAUGGCGGAGCCAGGACUCGACGGAGGGGUUCAAGUCGAAGAGCCUGAAGGAGAGGCCGAAGUACAGCAUCCGGCGGAGCAUGUCACCGGAGCCGGACCCCCGGCAGGUCACCAAGCUGGAGAACAGGAUCGUGCGCCGGCUGAUCUCGCCCGAGAUCACGAUCACCGGUGCGAAGUGGGCGCCGUACGAGAACGACUCGCCGCUGCCGACGAUCGGCGUGAAGAAGCGGGAGCCGAAGCCCAUCAGCGAGAUCAAGUGGACGCCGUACGACGGCUCGCCGUCGGCCGAUCCAGCCGGCGGCUACGCGACGCAGGAGCCCGAGGACGCGAAGUCCUGGUCGCCGUUCCAUAACGUGACGCCCACCCAUCAUCCGCCGCCAGAGGCGACGCCGUGCCGCAGCGACGACGAAGAUUUCCGGUGGCGCAUCCUGAACCAGGUGUCCGCGUUCCCGAUUUAUCAAGGUGGGUGGAAGGAUGAAUCUCCGGAGAGAACACCGCCCCGCGUCCAGUCACCGCCACCAGCCGAACUGUCCACACCAAUUUGGUCGCCUCUAGUUCCAGCUUCGCCGGUGAAGCGGCAGAGGUCCCAACAGCAGCACUCGCCGCAACCGCCGCAGCCGGUCCAGAGGAAGAGCCUGUCGAAGAUACGCGGCUUGUCGAAGAAGAAGGUGUUCAGGGCCAGGUCGGAGAGCGGUCACCACCCGCCCGUGGAGGAGAGGCUCGCCCCGCCGACGGUGAUCGUGCGGGCGGCCAGCGAGGAGGCGAAGGGUCGCCAGAGGCCGCAGCUGACAAGGUCGAAGGCGUUGCUCGAGGUGCCGGUCCAGAUGGGGAUCGGCAAGAGGUCGUUGAGCGAGGAGGUGCCGAGAGCGCGGGCGCGCGAACGCCGCGCCCCGAGCAGGGCUCGCAGCGAGGAGGCGCCGAAGUACGAUGACCCGUGGUUCGCGAACGACGACCAGCUAGCCCGCGAGGCCACCGAGCUGCGGGAGUACGUGACGACGGUGUGAGGACACGGGGAGCGUGGGAUACCGAGGGACACGUUUUCUCGAUCGGCGAUCGCGGGGAUCAGAGCGACGCGUUAU
This is a messenger RNA of Nomia melanderi (Alkali bee), 2116 nucleotides long. The record is from RefSeq and is a predicted model, not a curated record. NCBI's taxonomy places the organism in Eukaryota, Metazoa, Arthropoda, Insecta, Hymenoptera, Halictidae.